CAGCGCGGCUGCAUUCAACAUAGCCAUCUUGUCAAGAGCGACUGAGUGAGGGAGGUAACUGUUGGCGCUGUUUGGAUCCUCAUUCGUGGCCAAGCUUGAGAUUUAACGGCGUAUUCUUCCGUCCGCCGCCACGAGCUUCACGGUGAGCGGCGCCGCCGGGGGACUCUGAGCGGGCGAAGUGAGCGGCCACGGAGGACUGCUUUCAGGAAGAUGUCUCACAGACUUGUUCCGACGUAGGGGGAGUGUGCAGCAGCCAGUUGGCUUGACUCGCUAGCUAGCUCGGUGAGUGGAGGGCUGCGGGCCCUCCUCAGCCUCAACUAGCUCCCGCAGCUGGGCAGCACACUGUGCGACGGCGGCCGCCUGACAACUGCACAGCCGGGAUAUUAGCAGGCCAGUCCGGACUGACCGAAGCCUCCGCCUCGCCCCCCCCCCCCCCCCUUGACUCGACCCCCAAACCCCCCCCGCACGGGCGGCUGGUGCCAGUGUCCGGACCCGCAUCGCUGGACAAGACGACACGGAGUGCAGCGUUGCGUUAUGAGCUCAUGAAACGAACCUGGAGACCGAGGGAGGAAGAGGGAUGGCGCAGAUUCAUCUCGAUUACAGUUAGCCGGGCUGAGUGAAAUACAUGCAAGUGUGCUCGCUAGCAUGAUCUAAGCCCGUCGAAGCCGCGACCAGCUCGUCCCCCUUUCCCGCGGAGGAUACACACAUCCGUACAGGACUCUGAAUCAGGCCCUCAACAUGUCGAAGAUGCCGGCCAAGAAGAAGAGCUGUUUCCAGAUCACGAGUGUGACUCAGGCCCAGGUGGCGGCGAUAGGUGGCGCGGACGACACGGAGAGUCUGGACGACCCGGACGAGUCGCGGGCCGAGGACGUGUCGUCGGAGUUGUACGACAUGUCCCGGGCCGACUACGAGCCGGCGUGCGACAGAAGUUCAUCCGAAGAGGCGCUGAAUAAUGUCGGAGAGCCGGAGGCGGCCGGUGUCGUGGCCCCGUCACACAUACCUCAAGCCGGUCACUUGUCUGCGCUGUCAAGCAGUCCCGCGGGGGAGUUCCGAAAAGUGGGAGUGUCGGCCUCCGCUCCGGGUGGCCAGCAGCCGCAGGCGAUCGGCGUCGCGCCUGGUUUACCCGUCGUCGCUCAGGCCGGGGCAGCGCAGCAGCAGCAGCCGGGCGCCGCGCCGGGCGGCGUGUCCGCCAACACGCCCCAGCCCGCCCCCUCCACGGUGGGCUGCACGUCCCGCUUCCGGGUCAUCAAACUCGACCACGGUACUGGAGAACCCUUCCGGAGAGGCAGGUGGACGUGCACGGAGUUUUACGAGAAGGACUCUGAUGGCUCUAGGACUGUGGACAGCAUCAGGCAUGCCAGUGCGACAUUGGACCCUGCCGCGGACAGAGACAGUGGGCUGGGGCUCACGGGGGUCUCUGUGGUUUCCCCGGCAACACACUCAGGUCAGGGCUUGGGCUCCGCGGCGGAUGCUUCUCUCGCUUCACCCCGCAUGCAUUCAGUGGAGACACUGCCACAGCAGCAGCAGCAGCAGCAGCAGCAGCAGCAGCAGCAAAUCCAACUGCAAAACUUCAGCGCCCGACAGCAGACCAUUGGCGGGUCGGCCACGCAGAGUGCGUUCUCCAGCAACAUGCCCACAGCUGUCCUGGCUCAGCCAACAGUGAUGUGUCUGCAGCCUCCCGCUCCCCAGAGCGUGCUGCCUGUCGGACUAAAUGGCCUGCCUCAAGCUGGUGUCCACAUCCAGAAGUCCCCCAUCAUGCCUCCCUCAGCCCAGGCCAUCGCUUACCCUCCCCAGCAGCAGCAGCAGCAGCAGCAGCAGCAGCAGCAGCAGCAGCAGCAGCAGCAGCAGCAGCAGCUUCUUCCAAUGGGCCACCCCAAUCCUACUGGAUUGUUGCAGACCCAGACAGAGUACUAUCAGCAGCAGCAGCAGCCUGCUUCCAUGCAGCCAGGGCUGUCCACCCAGCAGUCCCUCCAAGUGUCCGGCAUCUGUACAGGCUUGCAGCCUGGGGGCCAAGGACCCGCGUUGGUCAUUGCUCAAACCCCAGGAGGGGCCACUUUGCCAAGUCAGGUUGGAGAUAUGGCUGGAGCAGGAGGGGGACCUGUACCAACUGGACCACCAGCUACGGGCCUCUUGCAGCAGCAUCCUGUAGGAAUGGGAGGUGUCGCAGGCUCCGUGCUGGUUGGUGGACCCGCUCUACAGCAGCAGCAGCCUGUGAGUCAGUAUGCAGCUGCUGGACAGCCUCAACCGCACGGCCUCCAUCCUACAUCCUCCGGUGUACAAAAUGUGCCUGCCAUCGCAGCGAGCUCCAGUGUGCCCGCUGCUGUGCCCAGUGCCUCCGGUGCAGCCAUGCCAAAUGUGACCGCUUCCAGUUUGCCUCUGGGUCAGAUACCCCACAGCAAGACCCUCGUGGCUCUGGGGGCGCAGGGCCUCCCAGCAGCUGGAUUUGGACAGUUGGAGGGUGGUAGUGGUGGGAGGAAGUCGGAGGGUCUGGUCAACGCACAGUCUCUUGUUGUCUCCGGGAAGUCCCUCAUGCCCGAGGGCCUGCAGCUCACCACUCCAGCUGUCAACAGCCUGUUUGGAAUCCACAUACCUCUGGACGGGGAGGAGGACAGGAACCCCUCCAAGGCUUUCUACCAGGCCUUCCAGUCUGGCAGGAGAUUAAGAGACUCAAAGGCUCACAGUGAUAGUGCCUCUGGAACCAAUGUUGUUGCCAUUGAUAAUAAAAUUGAACAGGCUAUGGACCUCGUGAAAAGCCAUCUGAUGUACGCAGUGCGCGAGGAGGUGGAGGUCUUAAAGGAGCAGAUCAAGGAGCUGUUUGAGAGGAACUCGUUGCUGGAGAGGGAGAAUGCCGUGUUGAAAUCUCUGGCCAACAGCGAGCAGCUGUCCCAGCUGCCCUCCCAGUCGCCCGCAAGCUCCGGCGCCACGCCUCCCCAGCAAGGACUCAGCCAUCCUCAGCAACAGGCGCAGCCUCAGCUUCAAGUUCAGACGAAUACGCAGCCACAGUCCCACCCCCACCCCCAGCUCCAGCUCCAGACUCAGCCCCAGCUCGACCCAGGCCAACAACAACAACAACAGCAACAACAACAGCAACAACUGCAACCCAACGUCACCUCUGCUUGAAGUGCAUCUGCCCUGCUUCGCAUUGGGGCAGAAAAUAAAGAGCAUCUUCUCUACAGCUUCUUACAGUUAGUGUAUGUGAAAAUAAAAUGAAGAAAAAGAAAAAACUUUGUCUUCUUAGCCACCAGCUUGACCACAAAGUACAGUAUGUGUGUGUGUGUGUGCGCGUGUCUGCGUGCGUGUCUCUGCGUGCGAGUUAGGAAGCAAGUGUGAAUUUGGUGUUGGAAUAUGUAUGCAUCUGUACUGUGGGCCUUUCUAGUGUUAAUGCAAUCAUCGAGAGAGAGAGAGAGAGAGAGAGACGGAGAGACUUGGAAAGAGAAAGUGUGUGUAGAGACCGAGUUUCGGGGGAAGGUUGUGGGGCGUUUGUUUUCCAUCUUGUGCUCACCCACUGAUUCCAGCCUAUAGAGAGGACGUCCCGUCUUGGACCGGGUCGCGAGUGAGACGCCCUUCGACCGGACCUGAAACCCGCUCAAUCCGAGGGGCGCGGAAAGGUGGAGGCGUGAGGCGUACACACCUCACGUGAGGGACAUAUGGGAGUGAUUGUCAAAAAAAGAGUGAUUAUUUUUUUAAAUGAGACAAUUGGGUAGGUAAAGAGUUAUUUUUAGCCUUGUUGUUCCAUGUUGUAAAGUAAGAAGUGGGAGAGAGUUUGUGUUUUUCUUCUUUCUUUUCUUUCAUCUUGGAGCGCCACACUGCUGCCGUUACUUUCACAUCAAGUCCAACUCUUGCAUCGGUCUUUUGAGUCCUACUGUUAAGUGUUUUAUUUAUUACAGGGCUGCUAUUUUCACAAAUGAACAAUUUCGUGAGACCUGUUUAACAGUAGCCCAUCGACCUGUUUCUCUCUUCUUUUACAGUGUUUCGACAGAUUGGCCACAUAUCGCAGGGGCAAUGCUUUAUUGUAGUCAAAAUGUAGGCAAAACUAAUUCUGACAUACCGUUUCAACACUAAAACUCACGAUUCACGCUCGCAAUCGCCAGUUCAGAGCGCAAGUCCAGAUACAGAGUGUACAUUUUUGUUUAGUAUAAAGUAUUAUGGCCCUUUGAUGGGUGACUGUUCACCCGAUCACAUCAAAUCUUAUCGUGAGCCUGCACAAGACAUUUGAAGAAUCAAUCCUGUCUGUAGUUUAUCUCAAAGUGAAUUAGUAUUGCCAUACCCCCCCUCCGUACCUUGUUUAUUUUCUCCUUUGUUUUUCCUGAGGGGGCCAUGGGGGAGAAGCUGUGAAAUCAUUCAUCCUACUUUGUAACCAAAGAUGCAAAGCUGUGUAAAUGGAUAUUUGUUAAAUGCACAUGUAUUUUUCUUUUCUUUUUUUUUUUUGUUACUUCCUCUUUCACAAAAUCUUUUGUUGCUGUUAAAGCAUGUUCUGCAUGAUCUGUAAUUUUCAAACCACUUUCUUACCUCAUUUUUAUUCAGCACUCUUAUUGUAAGAUAGUCUGUGAACAGUGUAAAUUGGGGGUAAACGAUGUGGCGCAGAAAGAAAGAAAAAAAAAAUAGCCCUGGUGUUCCUGACACUAGUCACAGAAAAAUGAAGUGAGCCAUGUUUUGUUCAUUUAAAUGGUGUUUGAAUUUCAUAUGCCAAUAGUUUUGUUACAUUGCAAAUUUUAAUGUAUUUAAAUAAAAGCAAUAUUCAGAUUCCAAAA
Molecule: messenger RNA, 4751 nt
Organism: Scophthalmus maximus (turbot)
Lineage: Eukaryota; Metazoa; Chordata; Actinopteri; Pleuronectiformes; Scophthalmidae
Product: TSC22 domain family protein 2
Exons: 4
Coding region: 739-3120 (793 amino acids)
Biological process (GO): regulation of transcription by RNA polymerase II
Source: RefSeq, a predicted model, not a curated record